This is a messenger RNA of Archocentrus centrarchus (flier cichlid), 10054 nucleotides long. RefSeq names its product serine-rich coiled-coil domain-containing protein 2-like. Bases 415 to 3291 code for a protein of 958 amino acids. NCBI's taxonomy places the organism in Eukaryota, Metazoa, Chordata, Actinopteri, Cichliformes, Cichlidae. Gene Ontology annotation, molecular function: microtubule binding. Gene Ontology annotation, biological process: microtubule bundle formation. The record is from RefSeq and is a predicted model, not a curated record. Gene Ontology annotation, cellular component: microtubule cytoskeleton. The transcript has 14 exons.
AGCAUGUGCAGCGGACACACACUUCACGCGGACAAACUGCUGUUAGGUUAACCGGGCUUUUCUUUUCCGCGGAGGGUUCAGGUGAAGCCGGUGAUCUACAUCAGCGGCAGAACGGGUGGUGGAGGGUAGUUUCCACAGGCCGGCGCGAAGGAGCGCAGCGCCGCAGAGAAGCUGCCGCGCCGCCCUUCUUUGCUCUCCCCGAGGAUUUCAGCACCGUUUAUCGGGACUUUCACUGCCUCCCGUCUGUUAUCGCACUGCCUGCGACUGGAUUUAACUCAACGCAUCCCAGCUCACCCCCGCCUGCCUUCACCCAGGCUGCUCAGCUGUGACAUUUCCGCAUUUCGGCGUCUGAUGCUCCGAGCGGUCGGCAGAUCCUCUUGCUCUGUGUCUCCAUGGUGAAGUGGGUGGGGUUUGAUGUCAGCCCCUCAUCUUGUUGACCCUCCCACCAUGCCCACCAUGGUCUCUAGGUUGCCCAAGUUUGGCUCUCGGCCCAGAUCUCAGACGGCUCCGGCUGCUGCCGCCAGCACCAGCGCUGCUGCUGCCAGUACCCGCCUCACCAAUGGGUUCUACCACCACCCUGGACCAUCAGGUGGCAACAGCACCUUAAAAGCACCCCCUUCUUCUGCUAAACAGAAUGGAUUCAUUAGAGUGCCGGGUUCAAUUUCCAUGAAAUUGAGGAAAGAAAAUGGAAGAAUGGAGGAUGAAGGGAGUGAUGGAGAGAGGGAGUGGAGCACAGGAAAGGCAGGGCAUAAUCACAGUGGUAUCCAUCAGUUUUAUUCCCAGCGUGAUGCCAAAAGAACAUCAUCUGCAGGAAAGGGGCGUGGCUUUGGCCAGCCUGUGGCAUCAUCAUCAUCGCCAUCUCCACAGUCCAGCCCCAGAACUCUUCCUGCUUCAAAAAUCAGAUCUAACAGCUCCAAACUGAUCCCGAAUCCAUCAGGGCUGACCAAUGGCACAAAACAGGUUCUGAACGGUGUUUCAGGACCCAAACAACGGAUCGGACCCAGCAGCUCUCUGAGACGGCCUCAGAGUUUUGCUCGUCCCAGCGGUUCUAGGCCAGGUUCUGGCUCUGGAUCUCGAUCUGGUUCCCCCUUUCAGAAGAAGACUCCGGCCAACCGCUCGUACUCCAGCGACAGCCUCGGGUCUGCUGUGUCCAUCCAGCUCACUGAAGACGAUCGCUUUCGUUCACGUAGUCUCACCCAGGUCCGACGGCAGCCCUCCCCCACCCUCACCCCUUCCUCAGCUUCCGCCUCCUCCUCUUCCCUCCCUCGCUCCCCCUCCACCAGCAGGGCUCCACCAAAAGGCAGCUUACUGAAAUCACCUGUUCUCAGCCAGGCAGGUAAAGGUGGAGGGACCAAUGUUCAAAGUUGUGCUGCUUCAGGGAGGUCAGGGGUCCCCUCCCUCCUGCCCCCAUCUGCCUUAAAGAAACCCCUCCUACCCAGCCUGGGCCUCAACUCGAGGCCCAGUGGCAUCAGCUAUAAGAUGUCACGCCCGUCACUCAUCAAGCAGUCUCGCCCACUUCGAGUGACAACAGCCAAUCAGUCUGGAGGCGACGAAGAACUAAAUAGACGGAGAAACUCUGUAGAGACGCCUUCGACAACAGAAAACAGCCCAGAAAACACUCCAGAAGCUCCUGAUACAGAGGAGCUGCCUGCAGAGCCUGUAUCCCAGGGAGAGGUGUCGAUUUUAGGGGAGACACUGGAGGACAUGUCCCUGUCUUCCACCUCCUCUCUGGAUAGAAAUGACACCAGUCAGGAGUACAUGGAUGACUUUGACAACCUCGGAAACGGAGGCGUUGGCAUUCUGCUGCUGUCCUCCAAAAAUGAUGAAGACGACUCUGGGCUUGAUCAGUCAUGCGCCAGGUUUGAUGAUGACAAGGUGGUCGUUAACGGGGGCACCAAGGCAGCUGGACUGUGUUUUCUGGAUGACGGUAUAGACUGGAGCAUGAGACUUGGUGGUGAACAAGGAGAGCAUCGGCUGACUCGAAUCUCCCGCCGGAGAAGGUCCAGUCAGCCGGACUACCACGAUCAGGGCGGGUCAUCCCUGGACCUGUCCCCCUCUGACAGCUGUGGGUCUGGGGGUACCUACAUGUGGGACGAGGAGGGUCUGGAGCCUCUGGGGGUUGCCGCCACAACCGCUUCCAUCCACACCGACAGCAACACCACCCACCACAUCGGCAGCUUUGACUCCGACCUCAACAGCAUUGACAUCCUGAACAACCUGGACUCCUGUGAUCUGGCUGAUGAUGAUCUCAUGCUGGAUGUAGACUUCCCAGAAGACGGCUCCCUGCACAGUGAUGGAGAUGGGCUGUCCCACAUGGCUCAGUGGAGGAAGAGGCAGCUCUGCUGGGGCACGCAGGACGUCCACAAUGACAAUGAAAGCCUCAGCGAUUUCCAGAGCUACAAGCUCACCGAGGAUCCUGGGAAUAAGAGGAUGGACUCCAGCAAGGACGGUGACCUCAUUCUUGACCUCUGUCCUCCGAUGAGGUCCACCUGUCUGUCUCCCAGUACUCCCAGCCUGGGUCUGGAUGUAGAGGAACUGGCUGAAGACUGUUCAGCUGUCAGGUCACAGCUGGAGUACCUGCAGAAGUUACUGCUGCAGGAGGAGGACGUGGAUGACGACACUCUGACCACAGACACUCUGAGUCCAGAGGAUUCAUCCCAUAACUCCGACUCACAGGUACAGGCGCUCCUGCAGGAGGUGCAGCAGCUCAGAGAGGAGCUGCGGAGCAGAGACCGAACCAUCGCACAGCUCACCCAGCAGCUGACUGUUCCCACAGUAACCACCAGGUGUCACUGCCAAGCGACGAUGGGAAAGAUUGAUCAGCACACACAGACGAGUGUGACGGAGAGAGAAAGCGUGGGCUGGACGCAGUGGCGAGAGCGCACGUCACAGAUACUUCACUCCUCCAAUCAGGAAGACCCGGAGCCACUGACAGACCGAAUCCCGACGCCACCGCCAACCCAAGCUCCGCCUCCUAGUAACCUCUGCCACGCCCAUCCUGAAACCCCUGCUGACAGACAUCAUCACCCUGAUCCCAGUGCCACCCUUCCAGUGGCCCAUGUAGGAGAGGAUGAUGGGAAAAAGCAGAAGAAGGUGGAGGAGCAAAAGUCAGGUGAAAAGAGGAAAAUCCACAGCAGAUCCCUACAGCCCCCCCAGCCCUCCAAACUCCACCUCUUCCCGAAGACGAGGGCAGCCCGCGACCCUGAGGCCACCCGCACCUCUGGGCUGAAUUUCAGAAUGCUGGGCUUCACCUCCACCUCCUCUCGUCUCCCCAAACCAAAGAGCCACUGAAGCCUGUGACUCCACCUUCCUAACACGCAGCGACGCGAGCCUGCGAGCUCCAAACUUCCUAUAAAUAUAAAACAAGAUCGGCAGUUUAUUAUGACUUGAAUGUGACUUGAACAUGGCCACAUUCUCAGUUGUUUCUAGCAAAUGCAGAUUUUAGAUUUUAUCAGAUGGUGGUGCAGUUACAAAAUCUGGACAAGCAGAACAGAACAUGCAUCUCAUCAUUUCCUCCUGCAGACCUGCGGCAGGUACACACAGUGUGUUAGUGGACCCCAUAAAGGUCAAUAUUUAAUAAAAGCAUUUACAUGAAAAUACAUUUAUUGAGAAUUUGGCUGUAUUUGUUCCAGUAAAUAAACAGAAGUUAACAGAGGGCCAGGAAAGCGCAGAAAUCCGCACCCACUUGGUCAUAGAAUCAGAUCAUUUUGAUGUGAGAUUUAAGAGAUUGAAGUCUUUGGCUUUUAAACUCUGUGCACCCUCUACAGGAGAGGAGGUGGUUAAAAAAGGUCAAGAACAUGACACCAAUCAGCCUCUGUAAUACUUUGCAAAAUACUUAAUUUAUUCUAGCAUCAACAAUAAAACUGCACAGAGAUCCAUUUGUGUACAAAGGAGCACUGGCUCUGCUUUAAAUGAAGCAGCUCUUUAAAAAUGAUCUACAACUAUUAACAAACUGAAAUCACUCUGAACUCUCCCUUUAAUUAAGGGUCGCUCUUCUGCCAAGCCUUUUAAAAGUCGUCUUCAGAGACGCGCUCCCUCUCGCUGCAUGUUAGGAACCAAUGUUUCAGCUCCUGCACCUGAUUGAUGGACUUCCUCCAACUCAUCCAGCCUUCUCCAUCCUUCCCCAAAGUCCAACCCAAAGCGAGUCUUCCUCAGAGGAGAGUCACCAAUGAUGUGCAUCCACCUUAACCUCCAUCCCACACACAGAAUCCGUCCUCCUUUGUCCUCCAUCCAGCUCGUCCUUACAGACUCUCUGCUCUUCUAAGCAGCCUGUCUCAAAGGUCAGAAAAUCCGACUUUUGUUCUGAGACAUUCAGCCUUUCACCCUUUGAGUGUCUGUGUGUGUUUUCAGUUUGUCGUGUUUGAUUCAGUGUUCACAUCACUGUGUUUACUCGUAGUCCAGGAACAGAUUUUACCUGCUGGUUUUCAGACAAAUGAAGACUUUGAUAUGAGGUUGAAAUAUGUUCCCAAUCUCUGCUGCUGUUGUGAAGACCUCCUCCCUCCUGCAUGAACUGAGAGAAUGUGGCGGGGUUUCUGCUCAUCAAAGUCAGGGGAAGAACUCAGCAGAUGGAAGAACAUGAAGUUUUUGAGGAGUUGUGAAGUUGGAGGUUUUCACCAGCCGGCAAUGAUUUGAAAGAAAAUCCAACAGAAGUCUGGAAGAUCUCAGUGUGCUUCAAACACAGUGCUGGUAUGUUUACUCGCGCUUUGUAGUAACUUAUGGUUAAAUGCUGAAGGAACACGGACUUAAACCGAGAACCUAAGUCUAAAUUAAAUACUCUCAAACAUUGUGAAAGGUUUGGGGAAGUUUGGUUGCAUGCCUGCCAAAAACCCUGAAACUGCAAACCACAGCUCCAGAGGUUUCACCACCGAAGGACUGACGAGCGACUCCGGGCUCUGUUGUUUCUGCAGAGGAAGCAUUCAGACGAGAAUCCGAGACUGUCUGCAGUGCUUUUGAUAAGUCAGCAGACAAAUCUGCUGAAUCUUCUCUGGGCUUUUUGCUCCGCUGUGGAAGCACAAAUCAGUGUGCAGGAGGAAGUUUUACUCCUGGGAAAGUUCCUGAACAUUAGUUUUUAAAAGUGGACCUGUUCUGCAGCUUUGCAUGAUUCAGAGAUCAAAAUAAUCCCUAUUCUUUUAAUACUGGGCGUCAGUGCAGCCCCUCAGCUCAUCCUCUGUCUGAAACAAGCAGUUUUAGCUCCUCCUCCUGGUGUGAGGUAAAUAGCCAGAAAGAGGAAGGUGCUCUGAUUGGUUUGCUUUUCAGGAAACGCUUGAGAUAAACUUGACAGAGGUUCACAGAGCGGCUGGUUUGAAGCAUGCUGAGGACUUCAGGUUUCUGGCCUGAAGGCUGGAGUCAUUUCAGAAGCUCAGUAAAUUAAUAUAGAAACUUUAAAUAAUUUUAGUAUUAACGGGGAUAAGGUGAGGAGGUGUUAGCUGAAGUGUCUUUCCUUUAAGGUAAACUGACAUUUCAGCCCCUCUGUCAGUCCUCCUCUGAAUAGUUCUCCCAGUGUUGGAUCACAUUUCCAGACUGAAUCAUGCAGUCAGGACCUGCCUGCUGAAUGACUCUCACAUUUUGGCAAGUCAAAGAAAUUAAUUCUUCUACAUGAAAAUGAACCCGCUGACAUUUUCUCUCCUCACACCUGACAAAUCAAACAUAGUCUCACUUCUAUCGGUGAUUAACUGUCAGUGCUGCUCGCUUUGAUAUUAGUAACCGUAUAUGCAAUAAAAUAUGCAACAGUUGCAGGUUCAAACCCUAAAAAAAAAAGGACACUUUUUCCUGCCCGUGUUGUAUUUAAAAUAUAUGCAAAACCAGCUCAGCUUAGUUCCACGUUUCAUGAAGAAGAGGACGGCCGGUGUCUCGACAGACAAUCCAGAAAUCUGCAAACUCACACGAGGUUUUUACUGAGAAACAAAGUCGAAGCACGUUUGGUACGAUUACUGAAACCACGAGGCACAGCGUGAAAGAACAAGAACAGCAGCAGCAGUUUGAGGAAAAGUGCCAAACUUUACUGUUUCCAGCUUAAGGUGAAUCUUAAACUAAACUCAACAUCAUUGGGUUGAUUUGAACUGACGUCAUCUUUUCAGACAUCUCUGAGUUGGUUCCCAUAUGGUGCACCAUGAAUCCAAGCCUAUAUUUUAACCAUAACCAAUAUUUAGCAUUCAUAUUAUAACUUAGCACCCAAAAAUCCUUUUAAAAACAUUCUUCAAAUGGGAAUCCUUGUUACAAAGUCCCUGAUUGACAACUAAUCUGCCUGAACAACACCUACCUGUCAGCUGGACCUGGGGCCUGGCUCCACUGACCGUCAGCUGAUUAUACCAUCCCACGAGCUAAAGAUGCACUUACCCAAAGAGACUCAGCCGUCUUCAGCAGAGAGCUGGAUCUGAAGCAGCAGCAGCAACACUGUCGUGUUGACUAUGUCUAGGUUCUCAAAAAUACCAACAAAGAAGAACUGAUGACAUUUUAGGUUAAACAGUUUUAAACAGAUAUGAAAACAGGUGUGACCCUCAGUUAAACCACUGAGUUACAUGAUGAACUAAAGAAUAAAAUAAGGUUAAAACAUCAACCUGAUCUAAGACCAGAUUUACUGAUGUAAAGUAUAAAUCCAUUUAUAAUUGAGCAUGUGUUAAAAUAAUCCAGAUUACAGCCACCUGUCCCGCAUGGUGAUAUCAGUCUGUAAUGUUUACCCAGAAUGCACUCUUUGAAGUUUUCUCCAGUGAAUGAUCAGCUCAAACAUCCAGGGUACCACUGACUGUUUCUGCUGCUCUACAUCGCAGACAUGAAACUGCUGCAGUUCAUUCAAACUAUGAUCGACCCAUGGCACUGAUGCUCAGAGCAGGUUAUGUACAGAUAUCUCCUGUACUUAUGAAGUUAUGAGGGCAUCAAAAUCCUGGAAAAAAAAUUAAAAAGCACCAAAUUCCAGUCAACCCGCUCUGUACUUCCAGGGCCUUGAACUCUGUUAAAUAUGCAAAUGCUGCAUACAAAGAAAUCAUCUGAUUUCUCACAUUUGACUGAUUUUUAUACACACAUAUGUAUAUAAUUUUUUUUUUAAUGCUUUAAAACAUUUGUUCCCUGUUCUAAUCUGUGCUGCCAUGAAUUUAAACAUGAGCAUGUUUACUCAGAAGUCUGAUCUUAACUCUCUGCUGUGUCGCUGCUGAAGUGGAGCCGCUCGUCUCCUUUAGAUCUGUUCUUUAGCUUCCAGCAGGGAAAUCUGAGCCGCCUUAAUUCAUGCAAGUGACACGAAGCCCAGCAGGGUGCGUGCACAGCCGAGCUUCAGCUACUGCUGCUCUUAAAAAUUCAUCAUCAAAGUCCUGAAACACACACACUCUGCACAAAUGUUGUGAUUGAUGUUCCUCGGUGAGCGUCUCAUCCAAAGGGGUGGAAAUGAAAAGAGCAAAAAGCAAACAAGGAAUGUCUUUUUUGAAAUGAAAGAGGAAAAUAAAUUAGUGCAAUUUUUUUUUCUUCUGCUUCAAUCAAGGUUUGACAUUUUCCUUUCCAUCAUUUCCCCAAAACACUUCUCACACAGCCAGAAAAAGAAGAAGAGAAAAAAAAAUCAGUCACCUCAAGGCUUCACUUUGGCCUUCAUGUCUCUCUGUGGAUGUUUUUCUAAAUCCUCCAGAAGCUGGGAAUAAUGGAAACCAGCAGCUCUGAGUAGCAGUGUUUAAACCUGGGUGAAAAAUCCCUGAAAGCAGAAGAACCUGAGAGCUUUAAACAGCCAAUCACGCCUGACACGGGGCGGGGCUUGACGACUGUUCUGAGCGUCAUUUGGGUCUAAGAAAUAUUAAUGUAACCUCGGAGCAUGAACAGACGGUCUCAUAUACCCUGUCAUACCUUUGAGACUAACCCAAAACAUUCAUGUGAAGCUAUCCUUCAAAGUAAAACAGGAAAUGAACAAAAGACCCAAACUAACCUUAAUGUGAUAACAGGGAGACCAGAACAACCUUAAAAUCAAUCAGGGCACCAAAAACUCGAAACUCUGAAACGAAAAUUCAAAAGCAAAAUGCAGUAAAGUUCAGAACCUGAUCGUUACAGAUACGCCUGAGACAAAAACAAGGAGCUUAAAAUAAAGUCCAGCUUUGUCUCGAAGACAUCUGAAAAUUAUGAAAAAUAAUGAUGAAAAUGGCGUUGCUGUGGUCCCACCAGCACUGUGUGGAAAUAUAAUAAAUGUGUGCAUCUGUGGAGCUGGAAGCAGCAAACUUUGGACUUUUGGACUCACAUUAACUGUAACUGAAUCCAAACUAAAUGUGUCUAAAAUGUCACCUCUGCUGCUGCUGUCAGGUACAAACCCAACAGCGUCUCUGAAAUCCGGCUUCAGUCAGCUCAGCGUCCGGUUUCAGACCAAACGUCUCCGCUUAGUCUGCUGCGCAUCUGUUUGUUCAGUAUCAUCUCUGAACUCUGAUUUAUUUAUGGUUUAAUGUUAACGUUUGUCACUUGUUAUUUAAAUAUCCAACAGGUUUUACCAGCUGUUGAAGUUCUAAAAGUUAAUGAUGUAAAUUCUUAAAUUCAAAUCCUUUUCUUUAAGUUCUACCCAGAUCACAAAGAGAACGCAGUAAAAAUGAGAAUAGUCUUAAUAAUGUACAUUUCCACAGAACAUGUCUUUUUCUCACAUAAAUACAGUUUUUUAAAAUUAUUAUUUAACCCCGAGUCGCAUCUUUUUAAAAAAAAUUAAUUUCUGUUAAUAAAACUCAGCAUUUUCCUAAGAAAGUUUCAAAUUAAAAGCCUUCUGUGUAGGGAGUGUACCUAUUAAGCUAACAAAGCAGAUUUAUUGUGACACACCGUGCAGGAAGUAGUUUUAUUGACAGCUCAACUUUUAAAAAAGACAAUGAAAUAGGAGCAGAUUUUAACCAUUUUAACUCUCAUCUAUUUCUUGCAGACAUUUCACAUUAAAAUCCAGCCGGCACUACUGCCAUGUGUUUAAGGCUUUUAAUGUGAAAUACUUGCAUAAGAAGUAGUAUUGAGUUUUACUAACAGCUUGGCGAUUAAAGAGUUCUUGAGGUUAUUGCUAACAAAUCAGGGAAACUAAUGUUGUAUAAACACCCAAAAACCCCCCUCCUGAAUACAUUUAACAAUAAAAGCCAACCUGGAGUAAACCUCAAUGCUUUUACUGUGAAAUAAAGAGCACAGCAGUUCCUUUAAAACUACCUUAAUAAAAAAAUAAGGUAGAAAAGAUUGAUAAUUAGUGAAGAAAUACAUUUAUAUGUUUAUUUUUUAAUGGUUUUAUAAGGAUGACUCGACUGCAUUUCAAAGAGAGCUAGAGGAGCUUCAGGGUAAUGCGGCUGAUCUGGUCUUGGUCCAUGAUGUUAGAGGAACAUCAGGUCCUAAAAAUUUAUUUUGUGAAUUUUGCUGAGUCUCUGCUGAUGUGUUCGCUGACACUGUGGACAUGUACGUUAUUAAAGUUAACAAGUUAAACAAGGCCAUGUUUUAAAAGUUUAAUAAACUCUGCAUAUGAGAAACCGUAGAAAUAAACAUAAAGGCUUCAUGUGAGCUGAGCUUUAGGAUGGUUUUAUAUUUAGUUUCAGCUGCUUUGACUCUAAUAUUUCAUAAUUGUCUGUAUUUAAACUGUAUUUAAAUGAUUCUGUCAAAUACUCUGAAUAAUGUACUCACUCUUCAGCUGUGUCCUCUACUCCCUCUCUGCUUUUAUUUUGAACACUUGAAGGACAGGUAUUCUGACAUUUCCUGUCACCUGCUGUUUUAUUUUGUGCAAUAACUCUGACUCUUAUUUAUGUGAUGAACUGUGUAAAGUGGUACAGACUGUAAUAUUGUUGAUGUUAUUGACACUGAAGCGCUGAAAGAGUCUCAGUGUGAGGAAAAAAAAGCACUUUAACAGAAACGAGCUCGUUCGCACACAAACGUCGCACCUGCUGAAUUUCAUUUGUGGGUUUUUUUUGUUUUUUUUUCGGUCUCAUUCACUUUGAAGCAGCAUUCAGGUCGUACGAAGUGAAACGUUAGCGCCUGUGUUCCUGUCAGUGAAGCUCUCUGCAGCUCGUUGGUUGAUAUUUGUGGUCCUCCUCUGUCAUUGGCUGACAUUUCUCUGAUGCUGCUAAAUAAAAGUAAUCCUCACCGA